Molecule: messenger RNA, 1460 nt
Organism: Mus caroli (Ryukyu mouse)
Lineage: Eukaryota; Metazoa; Chordata; Mammalia; Rodentia; Muridae
Gene: Tnfsf10
Product: TNF superfamily member 10
Biological process (GO): immune response
Cellular component (GO): membrane
Molecular function (GO): tumor necrosis factor receptor binding
Source: RefSeq, a predicted model, not a curated record
UAUCGCCCUUUGUCCGGGAGACCCUGCAGCUCCUUCAGGUGCUCCAGCAGUUCAUAGAUGGGUUAAAUCUCAGAGCGCUGGAUCUAGGCUUUCCAGCACCAUCAGGGCGAGCUCUCCUAGCUGGAAGGUUUCUGUGCACCGCGAACUCAGUCACCUUCCUGACUUGCUCAGUUUCACUUUUGGUCUCAACAGUAAAAAGAAAUUGUAUGGGCACUCUGCCUUCUAACUGUGACCUUCUCAGUCACUGGUGCUGGGCUGCAAGUCUGCAUUGGGAAGUCAGACCUGGACAGCAGUAUGCCCUCCUCGGGGGCCCUGAAGGACCUUAGCCUCGGCCAGCACUUCAGGAUGAUGGUGAUUUGCAUAGUGCUCCUUCAGGUGCUCCUGCAGGCUGUGUCUGUGGCUGUGACUUACAUGUACUUCACCAACAAGAUGAAGCAGCUGCAGGACAAUUACUCCAAAAUCGGACUAGCUUGCUUCUCAAAGACGGAUGAGGAUUUCUGGGACUCCACUGAUGGAGAGAUCCUGAACAGACCCUGCUUGCAGGUUAAGAGGCAACUGUAUCAGCUCAUUGAAGAGGUGACUUUGAGAACUUUUCAGGACACCAUUUCUACAGUUCCAGAAAAGCAGCUAAGUACUCCUCCCUUGCCCAGAGGUGGAAGACCUCAGAAAGUGGCAGCUCACAUUACUGGGAUCACUCGGAGAAGCAACUCCGCUUCAAUUCCAAUCUCCAAGGAUGGAAAGACCUUAGGCCAGAAGAUUGAAUCCUGGGAGUCCUCGCGGAAAGGGCAUUCAUUUCUCAACCACAUGCUCUUUAGGAACGGAGAACUGGUCAUCGAGCAAGAGGGCCUAUAUUACAUCUAUUCCCAAACAUACUUCCGAUUUCAGGAGGCUGAAGAGGCUUCCAAGAUGGUCUCAAAGGACAAGGUGAGAACCAAACAGCUGGUGCAGUACAUCUACAAGUACACCAGCUAUCCGGAUCCCAUAGUGCUGAUGAAGAGCGCCAGAAACAGCUGUUGGUCCAGAGAUGCCGAGUACGGACUGUACUCCAUCUAUCAGGGAGGACUGUUCGAGCUAAAAAAAAAUGACAGGAUUUUUGUUUCUGUGACCAAUGAACAUUUGAUGGACCUGGAUCAAGAAGCCAGCUUCUUUGGAGCCUUUUUAGUUAACUAAAUGACCAGUAAAGAUCAAACGCACCCUUAAAGUACCCAGUGAUCUUCUAGGUUGAAGGCAUGCCCGGAAAGCAUCUGAACUGGUUUGGGUAUGGCCUGGCUGUAGAAACCUCAAGACAGAUGUGACAGAAAGGCAGCUGGAACUCAGCAGCGACAGGCCAACAGUCCAGCCACAGACACUUUCGGUGUUUCAUCGAGAGACUUGCUUUCUUCCUGUGUUAGACCUAGUGGGGAAACCCCCACUCAAUUCCCGAUUCGGUGUGCACCCAAAAACACAUGAAGGACCAUCUU